UUCCGAUUUUUCCGUCAACGGAAGUACUAAUAUCGAGCUAUCCGAUUCAACGACGAAAACAUGGCGUUGAAAAUUUCAGAUAUUUUACCUGCACCUACGCAGAGAAUAUAUGAUCGAGAUGAUGAAGAGAGACAGAUUCGUUCACAGAUGCAGUUAACCCCAGUGAUCAGCAACAGAACAGCACCUCCAUAUGGACACAGAAAGGGAUGGAUUCCAAGGUCACAAGAGGAUUUUGGAGAUGGUGGUGCAUUUCCAGAGAUUGCUGUUGCUCAAUAUCCACUUGGUAUGGGACAGAAGAAGAGCUCGUCCAAUGCUUUGGCUGUACAGUUAGAUGCUGAGGGGAAAAUCAAGUAUGAUGCUAUUGCCAAAUAUGGACAUGGAAAAGACAAGGUGGUUCAUUCAAAAUUUCAAGAUCUUGUACCUAAACAAAUAGAUGAAGAUGACCCGAGUUUUGAACGGCCAGAUGAAGAAAGUAUUCAAGAUAAUACAGAGAAAACAAGACUGGCUCUAGAAAAACUUGUGUCAGGAAAGAUUGCAGCUGCAAUGCCAGUACGAGCUGCAGAGAAACAGGCACCAGCGCAGUAUAUCAGGUACACUCCGUCACAGCAAGGUGUGGCCUAUAAUUCUGGUGCUAAACAAAGAAUCAUCAGAAUGGUUGAAGCACAGAAAGACCCAAUGGAGCCACCAAAAUUUAAAGUAAACAAGAAGAUACCUCGAGGACCGCCAUCACCUCCAGCACCUGUGAUGCACUCUCCUAACAGAAAGGUGACAGUCAAGGAGCAACAGGAAUGGAAGAUUCCACCAUGUAUUUCCAACUGGAAGAACGUUAAAGGUUAUACCAUUCCUCUUGAUAAGCGUUUGGCUGCUGAUGGUAGAGGUCUCCAAGGUGUUCAUAUCAAUGAAAACUUUGCUAAAUUAGCAGAAUCCCUCUAUAUUGCUGACAGAAAAGCACGUGAAGCUGUAGAAACUCGAGCACAGACGGAACAGAAAAUGGUACAGAAGGAGAAAGAAAAGAAGGAAGAACAUUUAAGACAGCUUGCUAUGAAAGCACGUGAAGAGCGUGCAGGAAUACAUAGAGCAAAUGACAAAGAUGAUGAAAUGGCCGACAGAGAGGAGAUCAGACGGGAGAGACAUAAAGAGAGACAAAGGGAGAGAAAUCUCGCUAGAGCUGCCCCUGAUAAAAGGUCACGUCUCCAGAAAGAUAGAGAAAGAGAUAUCAGUGAGAAGAUAGCUUUAGGUCUACCAAAUACUGGUGGCGGACAGCAAGAUCAGUUUGACUCCAGACUAUUUAAUCAGUCAAAGGGUAUGGACAGUGGUUUUGGUGAUGAUGAAGGCUACAAUGUGUAUGACAGAGCAUGGAGGGCGGACAAGGAUGCUGCCAGUCACAUAUACAGACCCUCAAGAAACAAAGAUAGAGACACAUAUGGAGAUGAUUUGGACGAACUUAUUAAAACAAACAGGUUUGUUCCAGACAAGGGAUUUACAGGAGCUGACUCGAGUCGGCGACGCGAUGGACCUGUUCAGUUUGAGAGACAUGAGGAGGAAGAUCCCUUCGGUCUCGAUAAGUUCUUGAAAGAAGCUAAAACAGGACAAAAACGUGGCAUUGAUGAUUCACGUUCUAGUCGGGACUAUGAAAGAAAGAAAAGACGUGAAUAGUACCUGCAAUAGUUAUUACUGAAUGUAAAAUGUAUUGGCAAUUAAAGGGUUUUGGAAAAAAACAAGUUUAUCUCAGGUUCACUAGAAAAACUGUAACUGAGAUGAUUGUGAGUCUUGUCAGUGUUUACAGGGAUACAAGCUUAACUAGAAGUCAGCUUUGGAGAGAUAGGGUGGGGUGGGGGGGGGGGGGAAGGGUCAGAUAAUAUGCUUUACAGAGAUGAUACACUGAUAAAACCUUACAGAUAUUAAAGUUGGCUAGCAGAAUUUUGAAAAAAAAGUUUUUAACCAGACACUACAAAUAUCUCUCUGUUUGAGAUGAAAUAAUGCCCCAAAGAGCACCAAGGAAAAGCUGGAAAAGUCGCCACGUAAAUAAACCAAAGAAUAGCUUUUGCAAAGAAAAAAUAUUUUAAGUCUUACCAAACACAUGUACCACUGUUGAUAGUUGAGGGACGGGUUUAAAAUAAGAAAUUGAGAAGCAGUACAGAAAAUAAACACCUAAAGACAAAUAGCGUUUUGAUGACUAUUUAUUUUGCUAGAUAAUCAUGGAAGAAUGAACAGCUGUGCAAAUUACUAGUUAAUAUUUGGAGAAUCUUUUAUUUCUGUCCUGUUUAUAUGUAACAGAAAUUAGAUUUCCCUGAACCUUAGAGACAGGUUGCAACUGUCUUGAACCUUUACACUCUGUAUUGUGUACAGAAAAGUUGUACCUGUAAGGAUGUAAUUUACAAAUGUGUUGUAGCAUAUUAUAAAGUGUAUUGUAAAUCUCAUUGUUGAUAUGUCUCCUUUUAUCAUUGCUGUCAAUCCAUUUAAAUCAUAUUUGAUUCACCAAAUGAUAAACUAAAUUAAAAUUUGAAUAGAAAGUUUA
This is a messenger RNA of Mercenaria mercenaria, 2518 nucleotides long. RefSeq names its product SNW domain-containing protein 1-like. The record is from RefSeq and is a predicted model, not a curated record. NCBI's taxonomy places the organism in Eukaryota, Metazoa, Mollusca, Bivalvia, Venerida, Veneridae. The transcript is spliced from 13 exons. Gene Ontology annotation, cellular component: spliceosomal complex. Gene Ontology annotation, biological process: mRNA splicing, via spliceosome. Bases 61 to 1656 code for a protein of 531 amino acids.